AUGGUGCAGGUCUUUCCAAACAAGAUCGUCAUCAUGAGCGCACGUGAGAAUAACACCCAACAGCGAGUGGAGCACGAGCUUCUGGCGUCCCCCCUGGUGUCGCGAUCCCCGUCACCGGUCAGCGAGGCUGACGAGGAGUCCACCGGGGAGAUCUCGGACGUGGAGCUGCCGUCCGAGGAGGAGGACCGAGGCGCAGACGCGACGGAGAUCGCAGAGGUCGUCGCCAUCUCUUCCGAUGAGAGUGGGCCAGAGGACGCGAGUGAGGAGGAGAAGGAGGGGACGGAGACCGUCAGUCCCGAGGUGUCCUCGGACGAGGACGACGUGGCGCGGCGAGCUGCGAGGGACCGGAUGAUCUUCCGCCGGUUGAGCAGGGCGACGGCAGGGCUCGGGAGGAUCUGCCUAGGGCAGAUACCACCGUCGGGCGAGCCCAAUGAGUGGGCUCGUAUAUUGGAGGCGCGGGCGGGGCAGCCGCAGCCGCCGCAGGGGCAGCCGCAGCCGCCACAGGAGCUGCCACAGCCGCCGCAGGGGCAGCCGCAGCCGCCGGAGGGGCAGCCGCUGCCACACUCACCAUCACUACCACCAUGGUCGCCGCCGAGGCAGCAGGAGUGGCACCUGCCACAAGCGCAGGUCGCGCAAGCGCUGCGGACCAUCGUGGUGGAGGGGCGGCGGUGGCAUCAGCAGACGGUCACGUGGACGUGGCCCACGCCCGAGGAGGCAACAGAGGAGGCCAGGAUGCGAGAGGCCAUCGAAGCCAUCGAGUGGCGGCGCCCACCGCCGUUGAACCCGCGCGAUCCGAGGGCCAAGUCGGCGAAACGCGUCGCGGAGACGGCCGAUCGCGCGGGGCUGGAGGUGACGACCGAGAAGGAACGCGAGGCCCAGGAGGGGCUGGAGAAGGGGCCAUGGGAGUGGCCAACACCGCCGGAGACGUCGCGGGACACGGCGCCACCCCCCGAAGCUGGCGCGGCAGACUUCGUGCCCGGAGUCGCGAGCCCCACCGGCGAGGUCGACGCUGCGGAGACAGCAGUCGGAGGGCGCGGAACCGUGGGCGGAGGUUCCGGAGGCGGAGUGGCCGGCGCGGGUGGCCGAAGAAGCGCAAAGACAGCGAGGGAGGCAGAGGAAGGCCAGGUGGGCCAAGCUCGUGCUGGAGGAGGGAUAGCGCUACCGAGUCAAGGUAGCAGGGGGCCGGGUGCGGGUGUUUAA
Molecule: messenger RNA, 1200 nt
Organism: Drosophila elegans
Lineage: Eukaryota; Metazoa; Arthropoda; Insecta; Diptera; Drosophilidae
Product: fibrous sheath CABYR-binding protein-like
Exons: 3
Coding region: 1-1200 (399 amino acids)
Source: RefSeq, a predicted model, not a curated record